Messenger RNA from Exaiptasia diaphana, 1659 nucleotides. Its product is annotated as glutaredoxin-C2-like. NCBI's taxonomy places the organism in Eukaryota, Metazoa, Cnidaria, Anthozoa, Actiniaria, Aiptasiidae. Gene Ontology annotation, molecular function: glutathione disulfide oxidoreductase activity. The record is from RefSeq and is a predicted model, not a curated record. Gene Ontology annotation, biological process: cellular response to oxidative stress. The transcript is spliced from 2 exons. The coding region runs from base 564 to 899 and encodes 111 amino acids. Gene Ontology annotation, cellular component: cytoplasm.
AUCUCGCACGCAGUUUGUUUAUUUUGUUGCGUGCCAAGUUGAUCGCUCGCGAUGAAAAACGAGAAAGAUUGAACCUAAACUUGAACAAAAACAAUGUUGUGCGCCAAGUUCUCGUAUUUUGCCGCCUUUAUUUGAUAUACGUGGUGGAAACUACAUCUCAUUAUAAACCACAAACUUCUUGCAAUCGCGCAGGGUAUCAUGGGUCUUUUUUCUUUUUUUUGUAGCCACAUAAUCAGAAAAAGGCACUCUAACAUUUGGUAUCAAAUUAUUUCUUUUGAUUUAUCUCCUGCGAUUGUAGAUUGUUGGCUAGACCAGGGUGAACAAGCUUCCCCAAGAGGGUAGUAAGUCCGCUUCAUCGCAGAAAAUAUGGUCGUGGUCCCAAAACGUAUUGAGAUGUUGAUCCCAAAUCUUCUUAAUGUGAUCCCACCUCCUAUACAAGUGGCUUUGCUGAUAGCAAAGGGGUUCUACUUGCGUCACCUCUGAUGUUUAGUCAAUCCCAACAAGGUGGUAUCCCUGUGUAGAAAAGCAGAGCAACUUCAAGAAGCCUGAAUUCUAAAAGCAAGAUGGCGGUCAGGAACGCUUUAAAGUUCGUAAACAGUGCCAUUCAAAAAGAUCCYGUUGUUGUGUUCUCUAAAACUACUUGUCCUUUUUCUAUCAUGGCUAAGAGAAUUCUUAAAGAGGUUGGCGUAUCUCAAAUGACUGUUUAUGAAUUAGAAACACGAAAAGAUGGAGAGGAAAUACAGGAAGCGCUUAAAGAAAUGACAGGAAUAAGAACAGUCCCAAGUGUGUUUAUCAAAGGUGAAAGUAUAGGAGGRGGAACGCAGACGGCUAAUCUUUAUGAAACUGGAAAAUUGAAACAAUUACUAGAACAACAUGGUCUUUUGGAACAAACAGAAUAAUAUUUGUAUUUAGUCAAAGGAAUUUCAUAUUGACAUUUCAUCUUUGAAAUACGUUUACACUGAUCCAAUGGUGAUUUCUGCUGUGACUUUCAUGCCGAUUGAAAAAAUUAACGUCCUCUAAAUGACAGAAUUGAAGCACAUUCUUCAGUGGCUCCCGAACAGUGGCCUGCCUUCUCUUGCAUUCUUAUGUGACAUUUUGAUGGCUUCCCUACUAACAGUGACAUUUUAGUGGUUUUCUAUCAGACACUAUAAUGGCUUCCCAUCAGACACUGUAAUGGCUUUCUUGACAUUUUUUUGGCUUUCUAUCAGCAACACUACAUCAACUCAACUUAGAAUACCCUCCUGCCCUAAAAAAAGAUGUGUACCAGUACACUGGAAACUGUUUUGUACACGAUCAAACCAUCUCACAAGCCUGUAUCUCAUCUCUGUGCUUUAUCACUUUGCUGACAAUUGUUGUAUAGAAUCAUACUGUUAGUAGAAGGAGACAGUCUCYCUCUACUAACUUACUCUGCGAACAGAGCUACUUUUCUCCCCCACUUCUCGGCGGGGAAGAAAAGUAGCUCUGUUUACAGAGUACUACUUAAUAUGACAGAAUGAUGACUUUGUAAUUUCUGAGAAAGUGAAAUGCUCCAAGACUAUUAAGAUGUCUCUAUAUUGAACUAUGCUUAUUCUGAAAAUCAUCUACAGGAGAUAUAAGUACAGUCAUCGUGCAUGUACUUCUGAGUCAGCAUUGAAUAUGACCAAAUAAAUCCAUGAAAAG